Cornus florida is the source of this 4235-nucleotide messenger RNA. RefSeq names its product pentatricopeptide repeat-containing protein At1g80270, mitochondrial-like. NCBI's taxonomy places the organism in Eukaryota, Viridiplantae, Streptophyta, Magnoliopsida, Cornales, Cornaceae. Bases 560 to 2407 code for a protein of 615 amino acids. Gene Ontology annotation, molecular function: protein binding. The record is from RefSeq and is a predicted model, not a curated record. Gene Ontology annotation, cellular component: mitochondrion. The transcript is spliced from 3 exons.
UAAAACAUUUUUAAUAUAAGGAAUUGCUAAAAAAAAUCAUAUCUUAUCUUAUUUAUUUAUUUUCAUUUAGCAUUGUGGUUCGUUUCGAUUAAAUGAUUUGGAGGAAUUUGUAAAGAAAAGAAAAGAAAAAAAAGAAAUAUGAAGUGUAUUUGAGUUGCCUGAAAAGAAAAAAUAAAUAAUUGGGAGAUAUUUAGAUUCAUAACUAUUCCUUCAGAUUCAUCAUGUGUGUUAAAAAAAAAAAAAAAAUUCCAUCAUAUUUUAUCCUUAAAAAAAAAAAAAUGAUAAUAAUUAAGUAAUAUUUUUAUAAUCUCAAAACUAGUCUAAACAAUUAAAAAGAAAAAAAAAAAUUAUCUUCUAAAACGAUAUAAUAGUAAUUUAGGUGUUAUUAUUUUUUAUUUUUCUCUUCCCUAGCACCAAUACUAUCCAUUUUCUUUAUUUUCUGUGCCGGAGGGUUUUAGAGGUUUUGGGGUUACAGAAUUUUCGAAACCUCACUCAAUUCCUCUCCUGUUUUUUGCUUUACGGUAUCAAACACUUUACCCCACAAACUCUUAAUCACAUUAUGUGGUCACUCCGACGAGCUGCCCAACCCCUCAGAAGUCUAAUGUAUGAACACGGGGCUUCCAGAACUUUCAGUGCUAAAUCAGAUAUCAAAACAAAUAUUGUAGUAGAGAGUGCCAGUAUUCGCAAGCCGAAAAGAUCAUCGAGUGGAAGAUACUUUCCACCUAAGUUCUAUUACCUUCCAGAUGUAGGUGAAAAUUUCUAUAUGGGGAGUCAUAAUUUUUGUUCACAGGCACAUGCAAGAAUUAGUGAUGAGAAUCAUACAAUGGAAGAUGGUUCAGAGCCCGAAGCAUCGGCUAUAGUUGAGCACAAUGUGGGGGAAAAAGAUGGGGAAGACGUAGUUUCUGAGGCAGAGCUAUCGGAUAAUGAUUUAGCUGAAAUUUAUGCAAAUGAUCUGGACCUUUCAGCUGCUGAGAUGAGAGCAAACGGCAAGAAUUCUCAGAAGGAAAGUGCUUCGUCGGGGUUGUUGGACGCUAUUGUUUCUGCACCAGGCCAAUCUAUUAAUAUUGCUCUUCAGAAGCGGAUAGAGAAAGGAAAUAGUUUGGGUCGACCAGAGAUUUCUUUUGCUAUGCGUGAUCUUCGGAAGCGUAAGAUGUAUAGCAGAGCCUUGCAGUUCAUGCAGUGGCUCGAGGCAAAUAAACAGGUUGAAUUCACUGAACAAGAUUACGUUACUUCUGUUGAUUUGGUUGCCAAAGUAAGCGGCAUCCAAAAGGCUGAGAAGUAUAUUAAUAAUAUUCCAGAGCACUUCAGGGGUGAAGUAAUAUAUAGAACCCUGUUAGCGAACUGUGUCAAGCCUCUCAACAUGGAGAAAGCAGAGGAGCUGUUCAACAAAAUGGUGGAGCUGGAGUUGCCAAUUUCUGUUUUUACUUGCAAUCAGAUGCUCCUUCUCUACAAGAGGCUUGACAAGAUGAAAAUACCCUAUAUCUUAAGAGUCAUGGAAAAAGAAGAUAUAAAACCCUCUCUAAUUACUUACGCAAUCUUAAUAGACGCAAAAGGUGAGGCCAAUGACUUUGCAGGGAUCGAGGAGUUGAUCAAAAUCAUGAAGGCUGAAGCCAUUGAACCUGACAUCCAUAUCCGAACUACCUUAGCUCGGCAUUAUAUAAUUGGAGGGCUCAAAGAUAAAGCUGAAGCUGUCUUGAAGGACAUAGGAGAAUCAUGCCUGCAUAGCCACCACAAAGUACUUCCUCUCUAUGCUUCUCUUGGCAAUGCCGAUGAGGUGAUGAGAAUUUGGAAGGUUUGCGAAUCGGAUCCCAAGAUUGAUGAGUGCACAGCUGCCAUUGAAGCUUGGGGCAAGUUGGGCAGGAUAGAGGAGGCAGAGGCAGUUUUUGAGAAGAUGAUUCAGAAAUGGAAAAAGCUGUUAUACAGGCCUUCCUCUGCACUUCUGAACGUUUAUGCCAACCACAAGCUAGUGACUAAGGGUACUGAAUUUUUGGAACGGAUGGGAGAUGGUGGCUGCUGGAUUGGCCCACUCACUUGGGAUGCAAUUGUGAGGCUCUAUGUGGAAGCUGGGGAAGUAGAGAAAGCCGACUACCUUUUGCAGAAGGCAGUUCGGAACACCCGCAAGAACCCAAUGUUUAACACGUAUAUGGUAAUCAUGGAUCAGUAUGCAAAACGGGGCGAUGUGCAUAAUGCCGAGAAGUUGCUCCUCAGAAUGAGGCAGUCUAGAUACACCGGACGUCUCAAGCCAUACGAGGUUCUUUUCCAGGCUUAUGUAAACGCAAAAGCUCCAGUGUAUGGGUUCCUUGAGAGGAUGAAAGCAGAUAAUGUGUUCCCCAACAGGGCAUUUGGUGCAAAACUGAGACAAGCAGAUGCUUUUAGACAGACAGCAUUUCAAGACGUGCUUGACUGAGGUACAGUAUAAGUUUCAACUAAUUCUCACUUUAUGUUAUUUGUUUGAUAUAUGUAAACAAAUUAAGUCUCAAAAAUCCAAUUUCUCCAUCCUCUAUCUCCUGGUGUGUGUGUGUGUGUGUGUGUUUUGUGCAUGGUUUUCCAAUUUCUGUAAAUGACUCGCUAGGAAAAGAGAAAAAUGAAAAUGGUAGUUGGGCCUAUCUUUCUUGUUGAUCUGUUUUUCUAGUUCUGUACCUUGAAGGAUUGGCAUGCCUGGCCGAUGUGUCGGGCCAUGGGCCUAAGGGAAAAGUCCAGGCCCUUACACCAAGCUGGUGGGCCAGUCCAGACUAGAUCUAUGUGGUACAGAAACUCCUAUUUCAGUACUUUUGUGAAUGAAAUCAAAUUCUUCUCUUUUGCUACCAUUGAAAAAAUUGAGCUUGGUGAACACAUAUUAUGUGCAUAUUUUUAAAGUGGAUAACAUCCUUUAUUUUUAUUUUUGUUAGAGAAUUUUUGUGACGUCCCUAAUACAGCAACUUUACAUUUUGAAUGCAAAACUUUAGAUUGACAAUGCAAUAACUCCGUAAAUGUAUUAAAUUCUCGAGUUAAUGGUUUUAUAUUACAUGUUGCAUUGAUGUUGUAUCUUGGAGGGGACAUGGGUUCUUUACGUGAUCUUAAUAUUUGAAUUAUUGACAUGUUUGCUGGGUGAUUUACCAAAAAUGAUACUCCUAUAUGUUUUGCUGGUCGACAUCUCUGUUUCUCUCCAUUUAAGUCGAUCAGAAGCUUUGAUUUACAGAUCUGAGGUAGGUUUAUCCCAAGAAAAAAAAGAAAAAGAUAAAGGAAAAACACUAUAUAUCCAAGCUGUUCAAAAGAAAAUUUCAUUGCCAUCAAAUUUGCCACCGGUAAGAAUCUAUGCAUUUUCUCAACUAAAUUACCUAUAUGUGGCAGAUUUUUUGCUAAUUAGGGUUUGAUUAAGAGGGCAAGUUACAUUUAGUAUACAUUAUACAAACAGGAGGUUUUAUUUAUUAUUUUAUUUUAUUUAUUUGUUAAUUUGUUAUGUGUUCACAAAUUAUUUUUCUUCGCUAUUCUUCAAGAAUUUUUGCAUGAAAUAAUUUGUGAAAGACAGAAAGUUCUGAAUAUACAUGUGUUGUUGGUUUUGCAUAAUCAUCUUCUCCGGAUGAUCAUGUUGAGAAGAGAAAAAAACAGAGGGUCUUAACAUCUCUGUAGAGAGAGAGAGAGAGUUGAAAUUUUUGUACAGGAGGGAUGUCAAAAAAGUAACGACCCGUGGGUAGGUGUCAUUUAUGAAGAAAAAAAAAAAAAAAACUUUAAGUUAUUUGAUAGUGCUCAAAACUAACCAUUUACGUACAUUUAAACUCUCAUCCAAAUAUGAUGUGGGACAAGUUCCUUUUGUAACAUUCUUGCCCACCCGAACCAGUGCAAUGCUCUCGUUGCAGUCGGGUCACCCUGCCUACCCAGAGUCUAAACCCGGAUGUUUUCCGGACACUGAAUUGAGUUUGACUAUGAUACCAAUUAUAACGGGUAGACGCUUGUCUAUUUAUUCAAAACCUUAAGUUAUUGGGUAGUACUAUAUACCCAUUCAUUUAUACACACUUCAACUCCCAUCCAAAUUAGAUAUGGACAAACCCCACUUGCAAUAAUAGGGGACUACCUAAUAAUUUCUCCCAUAUUGAUACUUUCUAUAAGGAGUUCACAACAAGUGCAUGAGCUUCACAUUCGAAUAAUUUUUCUAAGUUUUGUGAAAUUUAAUGCUUUGUAUAUUCGAAUUCUUAUGUUCAAUGUCACUGCCACGUCAUUUUGAGCUGUGUGUGAUCAAUGUUGGGGUUGAAAUUGCA